Molecule: messenger RNA, 2179 nt
Organism: Prorocentrum cordatum
Lineage: Eukaryota; Dinophyceae; Prorocentrales; Prorocentraceae
Source: the annotation of a GenBank genome assembly
AUGUCCUCUCGCGCGUCCGUAGCCAUUUCGGAUCAAUUAGCAGCAAGGGCCAGGUUCUCAGAGAACACCCGCCUUCGAGCGACCGCCAAGGUGCCAGGCCCGCGCCCGCCACACCCGCAGCGCCAUGAGUGCGGCCACGGCGUGGAUGGAGCGGCAGCUUCUCGAGCCGAUGAAGGUGAGCACCCUGAGCCGCCAGCUGGCCGCCUACCCCCAGAUACGAGCGCGGAGGGCGCCGCCUUCUUCCCGGAGGCGGGCGAAUUGGACGACCGCUUCGAGGUCCAGCCCUGGGCGAAGGUGAACACCAUGGGCCGCCAGCUGACCGCGCUCUCGCAGGCCCGCGCGGAGGGCGCGGCGCGCUUCCCGGAGGCGGACGAGCCGGGCGACCGCUUCGAGGCGCAGGGGCCGGGCGGCGCGUGCGGGGCCGAGGACACGCCGACGACCAGCGCCCGCGGCUCCUCGCCAGGCACGUGCAGCAGCGGCGCCCCGCGCCCUGCCCCGGGGCUGCCCGCCCCAAGGCGGUGGCUCGCGGCGGCGGCUCGCGACCGGGGUGCGGGCGGCCCGCUGCCCCGCGCGGCGCUGCGCCGCGGCCCGCGGGCGCCGCAGCCCACGCCGGCGGAGACGGAGGUGCUCGUGGGGAACUUGCCGGGCGUGUACUCGGAGCAGAUGCUGCUCGAGGAGCUCCGGGACGCCGGGUUUCGCAGGGGCCCCGACUUCGGCGCGCUGCGGCUCCAGGCGGCCCGCCACGGCUCGCGUCUCCGGUGCCUCAUCCGCUUCCACACCGUCUUCGCGAGGAACGCCUUCGUGGCCGCGUUCCAUGGCCGGAAGAGAUGCGCGAAUGCAGCCAGCAGGUCCAUGACGUGGUGACCGUGGCACCGGCAGCAGAGCCGGCGAGGCCGCUGGGCACGCGGGCGAGCGCAGCGCCUGCGGCCUCACAGGGAAGGGCUGGCCCACGGAUGCUCGGCAGGAGCGUGCACUGCGUGGCCAAGCACGCGAGUAUUGUCAGUCGUGCGGAGGCCCGCAGCCCACGGCGUCGAAUUUCUGCUGCCUCUGCGGCACUCGUCUGCCCAAGCUGAUCCUCAUGAUGCUGGCCAGCCAAUGAGGCAAGAUAUCGUCGCCUCAGUGACGGGGGGCAUCCGGGGCAUGCUGGCACGACGGGUGCAUCGCGGGAGCGGGCGUUUUUUCAAGGCAGCCGAGGGUGCGGGCGCCACGGUCUGCGAUCCCUUCUCUGCUGCUGCCCUCUCGCCUGGGUCUGGAGGUGCCAUGGGAGGGCGCCGUGAACGAGAAGUAGUGCAUGCUGGUAUUUUUGAAUGGUGGGGCGCGGGGGCAAAGAUUUCAGGGGCCGUUGCGUGCAAUAGAAGUUUUUGAUGCAUGCUGGCGCAUUCUGUCAUUAGUCGCUCUCAGCGAUGUUUCAAUCCAACUUUUUGAAGCUCCGCAUGCAGGAGACGUCAGCUGUCCAGAUCAUUGUGCGGCUUGUUCCACCAAGUUGCCGCCUUGUCAGCGACAUGUGCUUAACUCAAUCUUUCUUCGGUUGCCCAGCCUACCGCCGCAACACAUGCUGCGUUCGACUUGCAGGGGCAGUUCGGAAUUUCGCCGCGUGCCCUCUGCAGUCGCAGUCCGCCGGCUGGAAUUAUUAAAACAGGUAACUGGCAUCCGCCUUUAUUAUGUUCAUGUCGUGUGACAGCACACGGUCGUCCUAGUGAACAUCGUUUGUGGUGUGAUCGGUUAUGUACCAUUUCGUUGUGCCAUUGCUUGUGUGAGCAAUGACUUCCCAGAAUGUUGCGCGCCUUCUCUAUGAGUUUUCAAUGAUCACAGGCCCGCCUGCUGUAACGACACUCAUCGUUCAUUUCGAGAUGCUGGAUUUGGAUGGCGGUGAUGUCUGGAGAUGGAAUGGACAUCAGAAGUGAUCACUAUACGAAAUUAACGAUGCGUACGUUGGCGUUUAUCAUGCCAGUGUUGAUGUGAAGGCAUAUCCCAUCAUAGAUUUUUUCAUGGGUCUGCAAUUCAACAUUGCCAUUGUGCAGAGUCAGAUGGUAGUCAUCGCGAAGGGGGGGGGCUUGCUGACACUGCAAUUUCAAAGAACUGCCCUCUUGCGCGCUGAGUUCGCGGCGCGCACCUCUGCGAUCGAACGGCAGCGUCGGCCUGCAUGUCCGCUUUGCUUGGAAUGGAACGAAGGUGCGUC